AUGAGCGGAUUCUCCAAAAUCCUGCCAUCUGCGCAAAAAAUCCGAGCUGCGAUUCAAAAGGGGAGGAAGACCGGCGCGAAAGACAAGGACCGAUCCCAACGCGACAUUCCGGCGUCCUCGUCUUCGCUUGGUCUAGACAAUGCCAAUCCUUUGCCGCCGUGGGGCCUCCCCGUCGAGAUCCAAAUCUUAAUCUUCGCCCACUGCGGGACCGCCGAUUUUCUCCCUCUAAAGCUAGUCUGCAAGUCCUUCAACAAGGUCUUGACCUCUCACGAACAUGGCAUCGUUCGCUUAUACCUCCGCCGACACCGCCAUGGCAGCCUCCCCUCACCCAUUGACAACGAACGUAUCUAUACCCGGAACCCCGAAGAUGAUGUGGUCCUCCUGUCCGACUUAUUCCCCCCGUCCAAAAGCGCCCGAGGUGGUCACUUGUAUACAUUUCGAUACCUAUGGACUUUGCGACAGAGGCAAAAGCUUUGCUCGCGAUUAUGCUAUUACCUCGCAGACAGGGUGAUGGAUCGAUUUGUACAGACAGAGCCGCUUUUCAAUAGAACUUCCUUUCCAACGAAGAAGACCGAGCGAACAGCACUGGUGAAGCGAGGUAAAGCUAGCUUAUGGUUUCAUCUUUCACCAUUGAUGUAUUACACGUUAUACUACCUCGAGUCGUACGCCUCUGCUCGUCGCGAACACACCAACAUGCUGCUUCGAGAAUAUGAAGCCGGCAACCUCUCUGUCCCAGUACCGCAAGCCAUGCGUCAAAAAAUGUAUCGGGAACUUCAAAGUCGAAUUCUUCGAGAACCCCCCUUCACCAAUACCGCGGCUCUCAUUGCGACCCAUCACUGUAUCCAUUUACUGGUGUCAUAUAUCCGGUACACUAUGGCAUCCGAGGGGGAGCCUGACGACUCCUGGAUCAGCUCUCUUCUCACAGUGUCACCAUUUGCUCGGAUUGUCGAAUUCUUCUCCGCUGAGAUUGGCGACGGGGGUAAUCAGCGAAUGCAGCGCAAAGAAUUCAUGUACAAUUUCUACCAUGACAUGAACGCGCACGAAAAAGAUCACAUGAAUUCCAAGGUCUGGGGUCGGGCUUCUGGCCGGAACGCGCAGAAUACGCAUAGUUCUGUGCGCGAUCUUUGGUUUGAUGCCGCCAAGGCAGAACUCGCGUCUAGAAACGCGAUUCCUCAUGAAAUAGAGAGCGUUUGGCGCUGGAAUGGAGUUCCAAUUCUGUUUGGAUGCUCGGAUUGCCAUCGCACGCAGGGAUGGAGAGCAUAA
This is a messenger RNA of Penicillium longicatenatum, 1263 nucleotides long. RefSeq names its product F-box protein. The record is from RefSeq and is a predicted model, not a curated record. The coding region runs from base 1 to 1263 and encodes 420 amino acids. Lineage: Eukaryota; Fungi; Ascomycota; Eurotiomycetes; Eurotiales; Aspergillaceae. Gene Ontology annotation, molecular function: protein binding. The transcript is spliced from 3 exons.